AUGGCAGCAGUAUCUCAUCCGAACUCACUCGCUGGCUUGGAGCCAUGGAACAAGGACCAGGACACCGUCUACGCCCUAAAUCGCGGCGACCUAGCCAAGGAGCGUGAGCGGCUCGAGUACAACCACAGAAACAUCUUCCUCCCUCUUUGCGGUGGGCUCUGCCCCCAACAAAUAUUGACACAUCUCAAGAAGCAGCAGAACCCUCGAGUCGCUGAGAUCGCAACUGGCACCGGCAUCUGGCUGAGAGACAUGGCAAAAUUGCUCCCCUCCACCGCCGAGCUACGAGGCAUCGAUAUGGACACCACCAAGUUUCCCCCUCCAACUGACUUACCUCCAAAUAUCUCUCUUCUGCAUCAAAAUGCGUUGAAUCCGUAUCCAGAGGAAAUGUAUGGGUCAUUCGAUAUGGUGCAUAUCCGAUUGAUUGGAUCUGGAAUGCGGAAGGAAGACUGGAAGACUCUGGCAGCGAAUGCGUUCACGCUUUUACGCCCCGGGGGAUACAUCCACUGGGAAGAAGCCGGCGAUACGUCCUGGAAGUGCGUCCCGCCUAGCCACGCUUUUGACGAGUGGUCUAGAAUCAGAAUGUUGUGGUCCAUCAAAGUUGGCCGCAAUCCAUUGUGA
This is a messenger RNA of Colletotrichum fioriniae, 618 nucleotides long. The record is from RefSeq and is a predicted model, not a curated record. NCBI's taxonomy places the organism in Eukaryota, Fungi, Ascomycota, Sordariomycetes, Glomerellales, Glomerellaceae.